This is a messenger RNA of Pyricularia grisea, 1371 nucleotides long. RefSeq lists its product as uncharacterized. NCBI's taxonomy places the organism in Eukaryota, Fungi, Ascomycota, Sordariomycetes, Magnaporthales, Pyriculariaceae. The record is from RefSeq and is a predicted model, not a curated record. The transcript has a single exon. Bases 1 to 1371 code for a protein of 456 amino acids.
AUGUCAGAUCAUAUUUGUCCCUUUUGUAAACGACCCUUCCGCAAGCGACCAAAAGGCCAGUCCAAUCUCAAGAGGCACAUCCAAAGUUGCAAAAAAGCGCCUUCACCUCAAAAAGCGCCUCCACCUCAAAAAGCGCCUCCACCUCAAAAAGUGCCUCUACCUCUUCAUGACCACCAAACUCACCAUUUGGUUGUUUGUCUUCGCCCUGAGAGCUUCGAAUUCACGAUCGAUAAUGCGCCGCACCUAUGCAUACAGGUUGACCUCCUGGGAGAAGAGAUCUCGAAAUCAGCAUGGUUUCCGGGACCUGAAGCACUACGAUCGUUUCCAAAAUUUCAUGAGGAAAUAGGGAAUCAGGUAGUGCUCCAUCAAUCACUAGUUACGGCCUUGCAGCUAAAACAUCUGUCCAAGUCAGGCGAAUUCACGGUUGACAUUCGAGAGUGGAACUCAAACGUAUUUGACGAGUUCCCUGGCGACGAUUCGACAAAAGUCACCUUCCUCAUCCUUGACACGACUGACGGCGACCCAGAAAAGGCACCUGAGCCCUGGGUGCAAGCUUUGCAACUCAAAGACAGAAGAAAUGUCAAUCUCUACCCAAGCCAACGAGAAAUGGAGGCGGAGCAGGGGAAGGUGGAGCUGAUCAAAGUCUUGGACACCAUCGCAAAAACCGCUACAGAGUGGAAGUUCCAGUUCCGACCCAAGACUUGCUUCGGAACAGGCAUCUGUCCGAUGAUUAAGGAGCAGAUCACAGUAUACAAACGCUCCUGGAGCGCAACCUCAUCCCAUGUGCGCAUCCGAGACGAAAGACUGUCCUGUGUACCAUGCUUUCCACUUGUUGACAAGCCGAAAAGCUUUAUGACGACGAAACGGAAACGAGGGCAGGUGUCCAGUGAGGAGUACACCGUCAAUGUACCUUGGUUUCACCAGGAAUACAUAUCUUUGGCGGCUAAAGGGGAGUUCCGCGUAUUCCUUACGCCCAAAGACAGCUCGGGUGUGGUCUUCCACUGGGUUCAUACUGCUGUUAACCGCGACAACCCAAAAGUGAAAGAUAUCGUUCUUGUUACCAAACCAUCCGGAGACGACAGCGUAGAGUUCACGGGAAAUGGCACAACUGAGGAGCAGCUUAAAAGUUUUGCACUCUACUACUACGAGAAGUUGCGGAAGCUGCUACCGGGCAUGUCGUUUGACGAUGGCGUUCGCCUGGACAUUGGAGCCAGCGGGGAUGGGAGGCUUUGGGUUAUUGAAGUCACUCCAUGGUACUCGGCCCAUUACUUUUCAGAGACCAGCUUGCCUUGCCCAAACACACAAGUCUGCAAGGCAUUCGCCACAUCUUUGACACGUUCUUUGGCAUGUUCCAGAGUCACAGGCUUGUAA